AUGACGGAGAUUGGGCUUUGGAAGACGGAAGCUUUGAUCAAACCGCACUACUUGCGUAGCCACUUCAGUUCGUUAACACAAAUCCUACCCAUUCCGGUUGUGGUGGUGCUCGCGAGCCCAACCGAUGCAGAACACACAGCCCAUCAGCCACCCAACGCAGGAAGCAAUAUGGAAGAUCUGUACCACCGAAUACUAGAUGACAACGAAUUUAGCUCCCAUGCAAAUGUGCGCUUCAAUCGGCACAGUGAAGCACGCGACCGGCAACUGUCGGGAUCGCCCUAUCUGCGACGUGAAAAUGAACCUCCAGUUCCACCGCGAUGGCAGGAUCCAUCAACGUCAACGCAGACGCGAAUAAACAAUAAUCGUAAGAUUAAUCUGGAGCCUUAUAGGGCUCCCGCUAGCUUAGAUAAUGUAAUGAGCAGCUUUGACGAGCUCACCGUAGAAGACCGUGGGUCCCCGGGUCGCUCGGUGGACAGUUCUGUCGCGCUCGAUGAUGUGCAAGAGCAGAGGGCAAUGUUUGAGCGUGAAGGGCUUGCCGAUGUGUUGCGUGACCCGGAGCUGCACGAAGAGCGUCAUCGGGUUCUCGUGAACAGCUACACGGAGAAUCACUUCCCUGCCUACCGACGGCAUCGCCGAUCGUUGCUAAGACGUCGGUCGAUCCGUUUGAAGGAAUCCGAUAAAGAGAGCGAACCAAAGUCACCCUCCUACGGCGGUGGAGAUGCUUCGAGCAUGAUACCCAACUCCGACACAGCUUCCGCGAAACCACAGCCAAACCACGCCGCGGAUGCUAAUUCCAAUGUACAUUCGAACCUUCCCCAACACGCUGGACCUACGGCAGGAACUUCCAAUUCGCAGACCAGCUCCCCUAGCGUUAAGACAGAUACAGCCAAUGCGUCACCGACCGGUGGACGUUCCGCCACCCAAGAUGCGACGAAGAAAGUCGAACACCUUUCAACCGUAACCGGUACGACUGAGCGAGCAAUUAUGCUGCCACAAUCUUCAACCCCCGCACCAACUGUCUCCGCCGGCCACCAGCGGCAUCCGGCCGGCAUCGCUAUCGACAGUUUCAAUUUGCUAGACGACAGCGUGUACAUCACGCCCGCCCACGGUCAUCGCAAUGACAGUGGCGGCACAUCGCAACGGUUGCCUUCGCUCGGUACGGAUCUGACGCUUGACGCGAACGGGAACAUUUUUGGCCGCGAAAACUUCGACGAGCAAAUUAUCUUUCUCAAUGGACCGGAUCUGCUGGAGACAAGUGCUGAGCAGCAGCAGCAGCAGCAGCAGCAGCAACAGCAAGACUCGCCAGGAGAUGAUGCUGAACGGAGACAACUAGCAGGGAAGGUGGCACGUGAAGUUGCCCGAGAGGUAGCCGGCCUGGAGGUGGACGGGUUCGUGGCAGAUGAACCUCAAGCGCUGCCGCUGAGACCGAUUAUACGCGGCCCGUCCGACGAGCAUGUGGUGGAGGACAAUGUGGUGGUGGUGUACGCCGACCAGCACGAAACGGUCCGGCUGAACUGCGAGGUUGAUGCCGAUGUCACCUCGAGCGUUUGGCUCAAGGACGGUCAGAUAGUGCACGUGAUGGACAAAAAGUCACGCACCGCCGACAUCCGGUUCGUGCGGGAACCGCUCGGUGCGCUUACCAUCUCGAAUGUGAUGCUCGAGGACGAUGGCGUGUGGCAGUGUGAGGCGGAAAAUGCACGCGGUUUCUUCUUCAAUGGGCGACCAAUAAAGUUGAUUGUGCUCGAUCCUCCGAAGGAGCCGUACCUUCUGAUCGAUUCCCGGCGGCUCGAUGCGGGCAACAUGUUCAUCCCGGUGAAGGAAAACUCCGAGCUGGGGCUUGCCUGCGUAAGCGAGGGUGGCAACCCCAAGCCGACGCUCACCUGGGAAGUGUUGCUUAGUCCCGGUAUCGACCGGCAUGCACAGAAAAUAUCCAGCGAAGUACUGGAGCUGCAGGAAAUCAAGAAGGAUAAGGACAAGGAACCGUACAAGAUCAAUGCCGGUGCCAUAUCGGAGGUGAAGCUGCCGGCCGUCUUCCGGGUGCAUCACAACGCUCGCAUCCUCUGCAUCAUGGAGCAUCCGACGCUGAAAGUGCGCCAAAACGCAUCGAUUCUGCUCGAUGUGCAGUACACACCCUCGUUUGCCAUCACGCGAACGCCCGGCUUUGGGUAUCCGCUACGGGAGGGCAUCGAAGUUUCGCUCAAGUGUGAUGUCGAUUCGAACCCGCCCAGUACGCCGCUGUGGCAGAAGGACGAUGGGGAUCCGCCGGUACCGCAAACGGGCGAUGGAUUUCUCAACUUCAGCUCGAUCCGGCGGGAACAUUCGGGCUGGUACAAGUGUACCUCGAGGCAUCUCAAUUUUCAGUACUCGAGCAUCGGAUAUUAUCUCAGCGUUCGAUAUGAACCAGUGGACGUAACAUCGGAACCAGUCGAGCAGGAUCUGCCCAUGUCACCGUCCUCCUCUUCAUCCUCGUCGUCUUCCUCCUCCUCCUCCUCCGUGUCAGUGGCGUCCGCCGCCGGCGGUACACUGCCGGGAGGUUCAUCCACCGGUGGCGCUUCAUCCGGCGUCACAGGAACGGAUCAGUCCGGUACCAACUCCUUCAAAGGAGGUCAAAUGGAAGUUGAGCUCGGUGGGUCUGUUACGCUGCAGUGUCCCCAAGGUUCACUCGGUUGCUGGUCGCACUUGGAUCCACUUACAGCACGGCUGAAAGGACUCGGCGCUGGCAUCUACACACCUACGGGGCAGUUUUCCCUCAAGGAUGUUGUCUAUCAGGACGCGGGAACGUACAAAUGCGUCGGCCAGAACUCAAACAAUCGCAAAAAGCUUGAAGUGCUGCAGACGGUUUCUAUCGCUGUUAAAGGAGCUCCAAGUGUAAGUGCCAGAAAUACGACGCCCGUUGCCUAUCCUGGAUCACCACUUCACCUGUCGGUGGAAUUCUGUGCCAACCCUCCGGCGUAUGCCGCUCGAUGGCUUCAUGGUGAUCGGGUCUACACGCCCGGAAAUCAGUAUGGAACUGAUGUCCUUGCCUAUGGUUUCAUAGACCUGCCAACGCCGUUCUGCAAGGAGGCACGUCUGACCUACGUGCACAUGCACGAGAAGGUUCCGCGGACGUUCUACUUCAUCGUGUCCUCGCCAGGCGGUGUUGCCGAAGCCGUGUUCAAAGUCAACUACACGCUCAAACACAAGCAAAUGGGGUCCUCGUCCUCGGGUGCAUCCGCUUCCGGGGCCGGUUCCGGCUCGUUCGGUAGCCCAUUCUCGCUGUCCUCCUCGUCGUCGUCGUCGUCCGGUUCGGGUACGGCAGUUAAUGGGGGCAGCUCGGGGUACAAGAUCAACACCAACACCAUCAACACGGUGCCCGGCAAUGGGUUGGACGAUGAUGAGGAGCUGAUGGAACCGGAAGAGAUUCACUUUCCUAUCUUUGGCACUGGUAGUAGUGCACGCGGUCGUGAAGCGCUUCCUGUCGUAUUGCUCGCACUGAGCAGUCUAUUGUGCAGUGGGCUGGCUAGGACGCUCAUCAACGGCCCUUAUUAUUGUCUAUAG
Anopheles maculipalpis is the source of this 3537-nucleotide messenger RNA. RefSeq lists its product as uncharacterized. The record is from RefSeq and is a predicted model, not a curated record. Gene Ontology annotation, biological process: cell-cell adhesion. NCBI's taxonomy places the organism in Eukaryota, Metazoa, Arthropoda, Insecta, Diptera, Culicidae. The coding region runs from base 1 to 3537 and encodes 1178 amino acids. The transcript has 10 exons. Gene Ontology annotation, molecular function: cell adhesion molecule binding. Gene Ontology annotation, cellular component: cell-cell junction.